This is a messenger RNA of Sesamum indicum (sesame), 615 nucleotides long. RefSeq lists its product as uncharacterized. The record is from RefSeq and is a predicted model, not a curated record. NCBI's taxonomy places the organism in Eukaryota, Viridiplantae, Streptophyta, Magnoliopsida, Lamiales, Pedaliaceae.
AUGGAGGAAUUUAAUUCUUGUAUCCAGAAUUCCACCCUAUUACCAUUACCUAUGCAGGGAGAAUGGUAUACAUGGCCUAACAGGAGCACUGGUCCACGAAAUCUUUGGAAGCGCCUUGAUAAGAUGCUAACGAAUGAUACAUGGACAACGAGGUUCCCGAAGACUCUCUAUAUAUGCCUCACCCCCCGAAUGUUGGAUCACUCGCCUAUGGUGAUACACGGGGACAAUCAGCAACAGUUUAGAGAUAUGCUCCGAUUUGACAAUUAUCUCAUACGCUCACCAGAAUUUAUACCUGCUGUACAGAGUAUUUGGCAACAUGAGAUAGUAGGUGCCCCCAUGUUCUCGAUCACAACGAAACUUGAAGCAUUAAAGCAUGUCUUUCAAGAGCAAAGGAGUAAGAAAGGGAAUUUAUCGCAUAAUGUGCAGUUGGCAAAGGGAUUUCUCGACGCGGCCCAAAACUUGGUUAGUUCGGAUCGUGAGGAUAAACUAUUUCUUUUUCUGGAGCAUUGUUGUCGGGGCACGACGGCGCCAAGGGCUCCUGGAGCCAUGGCGCACGGCGCGACGCUCGCCUUUUCGAAAGAUAGCAAAAGUCAUAAAGGUUCAAAUAAAUCCUAA